Molecule: messenger RNA, 864 nt
Organism: Pocillopora meandrina
Lineage: Eukaryota; Metazoa; Cnidaria; Anthozoa; Scleractinia; Pocilloporidae
Source: the annotation of a GenBank genome assembly
AGUAGAGUCUUAGUAUUGAGAAUCUUCCUGGCAAAAAUGGGAGAGAAAAAAGGUGGAAAUCCGGGAGAAAAACGGACUAACAAAUCUAAAGAUGGCGGAUCGAGCGAUGAUUCGAAAACAUCCUACAAGAACUUUGCUUUUCUCUGCCUAAUGGUUCUGCCAUCUCUAUUCUGGCUUGCAGCUGUCGGUGGUGAUGUUAUUUCUAAUGCUGGUACAGUAUUUGGAAACAAUUCGAAGAUUCUAUCGGUGAUCGGGCUGAUAGUAAUUACAAUCAUUGCGGGAUAUCUCUUCAAACCGCUAAGGUUGUAUUCAAAACUGUUGCUUCCUGCGUUUCUUUGGGCGCUUCUUCUUCCCACUUUUCAAAUAUAUUUGUGCUCUCCACUGGAAAUCAAGAACGAAAACAUCGGAACACAAUACAGCUUGAAAACGACUGCGUCGGAAUUUCUUCAGCAAGCUUGUGAAGAAGUUUGCUUGAAUAAAUCAAAAAUUCCAUCAUCUUACGCCUUAACCUUUUUUACUCCUCGAGUUUCGCUUCGCGUCAAGUUCAGCCAGAUCGUAGAUUUAAACAUAACGACGUCAACAAUGGUAGGCGACGAAAAAGUGCCUUUGGCAAAAAUUGUACUUCUGAAAUCAUGGCGGAGUGUGAAAGGAAAGUACUUUGGUCUUCAUAUCAUAACAAGGGUACCAGUGAAGAUUAAAAAAUUUCAAGAAAGCAUGACUGCCAAGCAAGGAAUGCUUUUAUCAGGGAGAGUGGAAAAUAUCCCUUCAGAUCUGAAGAAACUUCGUAGCGAUCUGGAAAAGCAGAGACAUUUUAUUCGACCGUUUGUUUUGGAAGUCUUCAGGGCAACCCCGAUUGAAGAGUGA